UCGUUGCGCGACUGGGCUGUCCGAUCAAAUCAUCUGUCCCUCGCCAAUCCCCUGUUCGAUUAAUGCGCCCUUAGCCUAAGGGCUUCGUCUUCUUAUAAUAAUCUUUAGGGCUAUGCCCGCGGUCGUCGAGGAUAUAAUACCAACCAACAAUUCAGAAGGCACAGUCAUGGAACCAUCAACUGCGGACAAGAAGCGCAAUAAGCUUGGAUAUCAUCGCACCUCUGUCGCAUGCGUACAUUGCCGGCGACGAAAGAUCCGAUGCCUUGUUGCAAAUGACGACCCUCAAGGACGAUGCGAAAACUGUAUCAGACUACGAAAGGAAUGCCAGUUCUUCCCCGUUGACCAGCAACCUCCGAUUGAGAAGAAAUCCCGCCCCAGUUCUCGCUUGGAAACCGCAUCGACGGACCCAUCCACUGCCUCCUCUUCGCCUCCGAAUGUGACUGGGGUGGAACAAACCGAGCCAUUCUAUCCUUAUCAACCCAUGCCAUUGGGUUCCAAUCCAGAUGUGGGAGCUUUCAAUGCAGCCACCUUUUCUGGGAAUCCAAUGGCACCAUUUCCUCCAGAUCGCAAUGUUGGUGCUGAAUUUGUGCCGCCUCCUUCAAUCGAUCCCUCGGUGCCGUGGGACGAGUACACGACCAUCUCAGACCCGCAAUUAUUAGCGACAAUGUCGGCGGGGAAAGCGAUGAUGAACAUGCCCACGAACGUGUGGGGUCCGACACCCAACCCCAUGGCGCCAAUGCCAACCACCGCGCCCCUACCAGGGACGCCUACCGUUCCCUCGCAGUCACAAGGCCUAACACAGGCACCCACGUAUGCCAUGCAGCCAGACGGAACUGUCUGGCAAGUUCCCACGCAGCGGUCGAUGACAUUCUCCGCCCAACCUGCGGAAAUGGCGAUGGCGUAUGCGAACCAAGGUCCAUUCAUGCAGCCAUCGCCUGCAGAACUUAAGAGGAGAAUGACCAGUCCAGCUCAGUCGUUUCCCGGAACUCCUAUCAACCCCCAGAGUCCACCAGCAGCAGAUCUACAGGCGGUUUCCGUAUCAUACCCAGGACAGCCAGCAGCCAUGGGCUUCAACAACUGGCAGGAUAUGAACAGCAUGUCCCCUAUGGGCAUGGUCCAGUAUCCGAUGUACACGAACGAUCCGGCCCAGCAAGCAGGCUUUGGCAGUCCGCCGCCAAUGGGCCACCCGGGCCACGGACAUUCCCCCCAGUCAUGAGCUGAAGGGGGGAGAUGACGAGCAUUUCGAAAAAAAAAGCAUCAACGGAUCUGUUAAUAAUAAAUACCCCGUGCUACGUCUUUCAUCCUUUUCGUUUCUUUCCCAUAUCAUUCCAUCCAUGCAUAUACCUUUACUUUACCAGCUGGACAUUAGCGGGCGCAGAGGAUCUUGGGCGGUAUCUUUAUCCUUUGUUUCUUCCAUGAGACCCGAUCCCUCUUGAUUGAGGUGUCAUCCUUUUACGUGCGCGAUUCCAGGGGCGAGAUUAGAUUCUCUUCGCUCCUCGUUCUUUUCCUUCGCCAUUUCUUUUCUCCUCCUGUUUCUAUUAGCUUUGGAUAUCCACGGCGGGGUUCACGAGCUACGCAUCCAGCCACCAGCGGGACAGGUGU
This is a messenger RNA of Aspergillus sclerotioniger CBS 115572, 1602 nucleotides long. RefSeq names its product putative C6 finger domain protein. Bases 113 to 1216 code for a protein of 367 amino acids. Gene Ontology annotation, molecular function: zinc ion binding; DNA-binding transcription factor activity, RNA polymerase II-specific. Gene Ontology annotation, biological process: regulation of DNA-templated transcription. NCBI's taxonomy places the organism in Eukaryota, Fungi, Ascomycota, Eurotiomycetes, Eurotiales, Aspergillaceae. The record is from RefSeq and is a predicted model, not a curated record. The transcript is spliced from 3 exons.